AUGACACAGCCAACCUCGAGCGCCAAAGAUACCCUGCCAUCUACACUGCUGCGUCUAUGUGUGCUGUGUGCAUCGUCACUAGAGGCGAUGAGCACAUCGCCAACCGAGACCGUCGACAAGACAGCUGCCUCACAAGAUGGACGUGCUCUUAGUGAGCGAAUUUCCUCAGACACACUUGCGCUCGUGCAGAAAGUGCGCAAAGAAGUCACCGCCUUGUCACUCGCUAUGCGACCUUCUUCUUCAUUUGAGCCUCAAGACCAUUCCGAGCCUUUGGAUGGUGUCGACGACAAAAGUAUUGAAGCCGCCUCACAUCUCCUGCAAUCUCUAGCCACUGAGGCCGUGCCGAAGCUCGUGUUUCUUGCCAACAUGGCUCUCACGCGUGUGCGUGUAUAUUCAAUCGCCGACUCAGCCGAACAUGAUCCUCUGGUCGAGCAAGCACGCGAGUCUGGCGCACAUAUCGUGUUGGGCGAAGGUGCCAAAGGGCCGCUUGCAGACAAAGCGUGUCUCGGCGCUUUGUUUGUGAAAGACCUGCGUCUUCUCAUCACAGACAUCGUAGCGGGGAUCGGCGAAUUGUGUCAGAGCUUCAUGGAUACUCGCACGCGGACUGUGCUUGCCCGUGCACAGCAGAAGCGCGAAGGAACUGGAAAGCCUUCGAAUCCGUUGCCGCCACCGUCACGCGCUGCAUCUUUAGCGCUAACCAAAAAGCUAUGGACAUUGUGUGAUGCAGCGGAAGGCGAUAAAACCCAUACCCCUGCAUACGUUGCGCGGCUUCCUCGAAACAACUAUGAAGCACUGUGCAAGUCCAUCCGGCGGAACGAGCUUCUUAUGCGAGACAGUCAAUCUGAACUGCAAGAUGCACUAGACGACGCACAGAGCCAUGCAAUCGGUGCAGCGUCUGACUCGGCAACUGAGCAAGCUUCCGAUUCCGCGCCGAAACAGGAGCCUGCAUCCUCUGACGAAACAGAGGAGCUCGAUGAUGUGGAAGACAUGUGGGAACAGAAUGUACUGGCCUCGGAAGAGGGCCGUGUGACUGCCAGGGCCGUCUUGGAUCUCGUUACGUCUGGCAUCAAGCUUGUGCAGAGCUUGUCGAAAUCACUCCCUAAGGACGCAUCCGAGCAUCGCCUGGAUGACAUUGCAAACUGCAUGGACGCUUUGGCUGCCGCUCAGGAUGAGCUGACGUGCGCAGCCUUAUUUGAAGACGACUCGUCUGAAACGAACGUGAAUGCGAGCACGAUUGCAUACGUCGAUGCAUGCAAACAGCUGUGUGAGCGUGUCGAUGGCCGAACAAUCCCUGACAUCGAAUCACUUGCUUCAAAGCUCAAGUCUAGCCAGCCAUCAACGUGA
Molecule: messenger RNA, 1344 nt
Organism: Malassezia globosa CBS 7966
Lineage: Eukaryota; Fungi; Basidiomycota; Malasseziomycetes; Malasseziales; Malasseziaceae
Exons: 1
Coding region: 1-1344 (447 amino acids)
Source: RefSeq, a predicted model, not a curated record